Molecule: messenger RNA, 1050 nt
Organism: Plenodomus lingam JN3
Lineage: Eukaryota; Fungi; Ascomycota; Dothideomycetes; Pleosporales; Leptosphaeriaceae
Biological process (GO): intracellular copper ion homeostasis; mitochondrial respiratory chain complex IV assembly
Cellular component (GO): mitochondrial inner membrane
Molecular function (GO): copper chaperone activity; copper ion binding
Source: RefSeq, a predicted model, not a curated record
AUGUGGUCCGAGCUCUCAUCUCCAACACCGUCAAAAGUUCCCGCAUCGCCAAACCCACCACAUCACGUCACUGUAGGCCGCUUUAAUAUCUCAAGACUAGCGAUCACCAUGUCUGCGCCUACUCGAUGUAUGGUUGCGGCUUCAAAAAGCCUCCAAAGCGCACCAAUUGCGCGUGUUGCGCAGCGAUCUUUCGCCUCGAGUGCGUCAAAAUCCAUUGCAUCAGUACGGACAGCACCACGGUCAAAUGCGCUAUGCGUGCGGGAAUCUCGGGUACUACAAAAUAAAAGACGAAAGACCAUUGUUGGUCCACAGAGCCAGAUGAGACAAUUCUCGCAAUCCACCUCGCGGUCUAAACUCAAGACUAUUGAUCAAAUUCGCGCACGAAACAAGGGUGGACCUUUCAACCUCACAGCGGCCAUCCUCUUCGUCGCAGCCGGAGCAGGACUAUGGGCAUAUUUCACAUACGAAAAAGAACGCAUGGCGCGGAAGCGAAUAGCUGAACAAACCAAAGGAAUUGGCAAGCCUAAAGUAGGAGGGCCAUUCCAGCUCAUGGAUCAAGAUGGCAAGCCUUUCAGCAAUGAGGACAUGCUAGGGAAAUACUCGUUGGUUUACUUUGGCUUCUCACACUGCCCUGAUAUCUGCCCUGACGAGCUGGACAAGAUGGCACUCAUGUACGACAAGGUGACUGCGGAGUGUGGCAAAGUGCUACUACCCAUCAUGAUCACAUGCGAUCCGGCGCGUGACACUCCCAAGGUCCUCAAGGAGUACUUGGCAGAGUUCCAUCCAAACUUCAUUGGUCUGACUGGCAAGUACGAGCAAAUCAAGGACGUGUGCAAGGCGUACAGAGUUUACUUUAGCACACCUCAAAGUGUGAAGCCUGGCGAGGACUACCUUGUGGAUCAUAGCAUCUACUUCUACCUGAUGGAUCCCGAAGGCGACUUUGUCGAAGCCAUUGGCCGCAACUUCACCGCCGAGCAGGCCGCAAGGGUGAUUUCAGACCACAUCAAGGACUGGGAAAAGCCGCUUAAGAAGGCGACCCGGUGGGAUUGA